Cyprinus carpio (common carp) is the source of this 5149-nucleotide messenger RNA. RefSeq names its product gastrula zinc finger protein XlCGF57.1-like. Gene Ontology annotation, molecular function: RNA polymerase II cis-regulatory region sequence-specific DNA binding; DNA-binding transcription factor activity, RNA polymerase II-specific. Lineage: Eukaryota; Metazoa; Chordata; Actinopteri; Cypriniformes; Cyprinidae. The transcript has 4 exons. The record is from RefSeq and is a predicted model, not a curated record. Gene Ontology annotation, cellular component: nucleus. The coding region runs from base 139 to 3411 and encodes 1090 amino acids. Gene Ontology annotation, biological process: regulation of transcription by RNA polymerase II.
UGAAUUUACUUACUGAUCCACACUCCGGAACAGAAGGGGGCUGUAAUGUACCAAUAAUACGGUUGGCAUCGCCGUUAAAAAAGAAGAAGAAGAAGCAGAAGACGACGACAGAGGAGAGGGGAGCAGUUCACGAAAUUCAUGUUCAGUGAAGCUCCUCCCACAACAAUCACACGGUCAGUGAUUUCACCAACAAAUGCUGGAAGUUUCCCAUCAGUUUACAAGUGCAGACGAGCAUCAGACCAUCAGGAAGAAAUGGAAUCUAUAAAGACUGAGUUUAUCAAAGAGGAAAGUGAGAACAUGAGUGAUCCAGAACCCUGCAGAAUGAAACACACUGAAGAACAGAGAGACCCGAUGGAAGAGAACGAGAAGAGUGAAGAACUGAGUGAAGUGGAGGAGAAACCUCAUGUCAAUUCUGAAGAGAAACCUCUGAGUCACUCGAAAACUAAAAAGAAAUUUGUUAAGAAAAGAAGACCUGAGAAAUCUUUCACCUGCACUCAGUGUGGAACAAGUUUCACAUACAAAAACGCUCUUGAGAUUCACAUGAGAAUCCACACAGGAGAAAAGCCACACACAUGUGAUCAAUGUGGAAAGAGUUUCCUAUACAAACAAAGUCUUAAGAUUCACAUGAGAGUUCAUACUGGAGAGAGACCACAUGCAUGUGAUAAAUGUGGAAAGAGUUUCCCUUACAGACGAAGUCUUGUGUUUCACAUGAGAGUUCAUACUGGAGAGAAGCCAUUCACAUGUGAUCAGUGUGGAAAGAGUUUCAUACAUUCAUCAAACUUUAAACGACACAUGAAGAUCCACACUGGAGAAAAGCCCUUCACGUGUGAUCAGUGUGGCAAAACAUUUCUUAGGCCAUCACAACUGAAGACACACCUGACAGUUCAUAUGAAGGAGAAGCCACAUUCAUGUUCUUCAUGUGGAAAGAGUUUUUCACAGCUGGAAAGUUUAAAAUCCCAUCAGAAAUUACAUGACGCUGUAAGAGAUUGUGUGUGCUUUCAGUGUGGGAAGACUUUUGCCUCAGUGAAUGUUUUAAAACGGCACCAGAGGUAUCACACUGGAGAAAAACCUUACAAGUGUUCACACUGCGACAAGAGAUUUCGUUGGUCAGUAGAUCUGACAAGACAUGAGUGGAUCCACACUGGAAAGAUGCCACACACGUGUGAUCAGUGCGGGAAGAGUUUCACACGCAAACAAAGUUUUAGAGUCCACAUGCGGAUCCACACGGGAGAGAAGCCAUAUGCAUGUGAUCAAUGUGGAAAGAGUUUCACGUGUUUAUCAAACCUUAAAGGACACAUGAAGAUCCACACUGGAGAAAAGCCACAUGCAUGUGAUCAAUGCGGCAAAACAUUUCUUGUUUCAUCAGCCCUGAAGAAACACCUGACAGUUCAUAUGAAGGAGAAGCCAUAUUCAUGUUCUUUAUGUGGAAAAAGUUUUUCAUGGCGGCAAAGUUUAAAAUCCCAUCAGAAAUUACAUAAUCCUGUGAGAGAUCAUGUGUGCUUUCAGUGUGGGAAGACUUUUGCUUUGGUGAAUCUUUUAAAACGGCACCAGAGGUAUCACACUGGAGAAAAACCUUACAAGUGUUCACACUGCGACAAGAGAUUUCGUUGGUCAGUAGAUCUGAAAAGUCAUGAGAGGAUCCACACUGGAGAGAAACCGCACACGUGUAAUCAGUGUGGGAAGUGCUUUACACGCAAACAAAGUCUUAGAGCACACAUGAGGAUCACACCUUCAGUGAUUUCACCAAUAAAUGCUGGAAUUUUCCCAUUAGUUUACAAGUGCAAACAAGCAUCAAACCAUCAGGAAGAAAUGGAACCUGCAAAGACUAAGUAUAUUAAAGAGGAAAGUGAGAACAUGAGUGAUCCAGAACCCUGCAGAAUGAAACACACGGAAGAACAGAGAGACCUGAUGGAAGAGAACGAGACGAGUGAAGUGGAGGAGAAACCUCAUGUCAAACCUGAGAAAUCUUUCACCUGCACUCAGUGUGGAACAAGUUUCACAUACAAAAACGCUCUUGAGAUUCACAUGAGAAUCCACACAGGAGAAAAGCCACACACAUGUGAUCAAUGUGGAAAGAGUUUCCUAUACAAACAAAGUCUUAAGAUUCACAUGAGAGUUCAUACUGGAGAGAGACCGCAUGCAUGUGAUAAAUGUGGAAAGAGUUUCCCUUACAGACGAAGUCUUGUGUUUCACAUGAGAGUUCAUACUGGAGAGAAGCCGUUCACAUGUGAUCAGUGUGGAAAGAGUUUCAUACAUUCAUCAAACUUUAAACGACACAUGAAGAUCCACACCGGAGAAAAGCCCUUCACGUGUGAUCAGUGUGGCAAAACAUUUCUUAGGGCAUCACAACUGAAGACACACCUGACAGUUCAUAUGAAGGAGAAGCCACAUUCAUGUUCUUCAUGUGGAAAGAGUUUUUCACAGCUGGAAAGUUUAAAAUCCCAUCAGAAAUUACAUAAUGCUGUGAAAGAUCAUUUGUGCUUUGCAUGUGGGAAGACUUUUGCUUCAGUGAAUCUUUUAAAACGGCACCAGAGGAUUCACACUGGAGAAAAACCUUACAAGUGUUCACACUGCGACAAGAGAUUUCGUUGGUCAGUAGAUCUGACAAGACAUGAGAUGUUCCACACUGGAGAGAUGCUGCACACGUGUGAUCAGUGCGGGAAGAGCUUCACACGCAAACAAAGUUUUAGAGUCCACAUGAGUAUUCACACGGGAGAAAAGCCGUACACAUGUGAUCAAUGUGGAAAGAGUUUCUCAUUAAAACAAAGUUUUGAUGUUCACAUGAGAAGCCACACCGGAGAAAAGCCGUACGGAUGUGAUCAAUGCGGCAAAGCAUUUCUUGAUUCAUCAACCCUGAAGAAACAUCUGACAGUUCAUACGAAAGAGAAGCCGCAUUCAUGUUCUUUAUGUGAAAAGAGUUUUUCACGGCUGGACGGUUUAAAAUCCCAUCAGAAAUUCCAUGAUGCUGUGAGAGAUUAUGUGUGCUUUGCUUGUGGGAAGACUUUUGCUUCAGUGAAUCUUUUAAAACGGCACCAGAGGAUUCACACUGGAGAAAAACCUUACAAGUGUUCCCACUGUGACAAGAGAUUUCGUUGGUCAGUAGAUCUGACAAGACAUGAGCAGAUCCACACUGGAGAGAAACCGCACACGUGUGAUCAGUGCAGGAAGAGCUUCACACGCAAACAAAGUCUUAGAGCACACAUGAGGAUCCACACGGGAGAGAAGCCGUAUGCAUGUGAUCAGUGUGGGAAGAGCUUCACACGCAAACAAAGUCUUAGAGCACACAUGAAGAUCCACACUGGAGAGAAGCCGUACGCAUGUGAUCAAUGUGGUAAAACAUUUCUUGUAUCAGCAUCCCUGAAGAGACACCUGACAGUUCAUACGAAAGAGAAGCCACAUUCAAGUUCUUAAUGUGGAACUGUUCACCCUGCGAUGAGAUUCUGAAGCUACACAUGAAGAUCAAUGCAGUGAAGAAACCAGACUACGGUGAUCUGUGCGUGCAGUUUCACACCAUUGGCUUCUUUAUUCACUCACAACAAUCACAGUCUGAAAUCACAGUAAGCUGUUCAUCUCUAUGUGCUGAGCAAUAAAGUCUCUUCUGUGUAAGUUAGUUUCCUAACAACCACAAUUAGUGACAGGACAUAUUGUUGGUUGCUUGGAAAGUAUCUCAUUAUUAUGAGAAAGUAUGUCACUAUUAUGAGAUAUGUCAGGGUCAAUAUGUCAUAUGUCAAUUGGCGGCCUGUGCUAAUUUCAAGUAGUGUUAUUAAGGUUAUGUCGGCGUAAGCACGUCACUGGUGCAAAAAUUAAAAUGAAGCAUCAUUGACAGCUUAGUCUAACAGUAAAAAUAAAAAUCACACUCGUCACGAGUGUGAAAAAAGUGGAAACAGAAAAUAGACAAUACAAAUUUGAAUGGACUGAACAAAUUUAUUUUAUUUUGCCUGACCACCACAACGCAAAGCCACCAUGUUAUGCACGCAGACUAACAUGAAAUGCCAUUUCAAUACAUUGCACAGCAAUUUUGACUACAAUUAUCCAGAACAUUCUGAGAGCCACAAACAGAAGGUAACACAAUUGGUGGUAGCUUACAAGACAAUCGGUUGCUGUUCUUCACAAAAACACAUCCAUACAGGUGAAUGCGUGUGGCUUGGAACCUGGCAAAGACCAAAAAGCCGUUCACAGAUGCUGCAUGAAUUAAAAACUGUGCAAUUCACAUUGUGGAGUAAAUUUUAAAUCACGAUGACAGAGCAAAAAAAAAAUAAAUGGAUGUGGAGCUAUUAAAUAAUCUGCCAUUAUCCGAUUGCAUGGCAACAAGAAGAGCAGAGGUAUUGGCAGGUGAUUGUGUGUCCAAUCUUUUAUUGGACAUAAAGAAAGCUGAAGUCAUGUCACUUGCAAUAGACUCGUCUUGCGACUGAACCGACAUUGAAACAUUGGAUGAUUUUGUAUCUUCACCCUGGAAUAACUGACAAAUGACUUUAGUCCAAUUACGCUCACAUCAGUUCUUUGCAUGUAUGGAGCACAGUGUGUAAGGGAGAUCCAUUGACCCCCUACAGUUUAGAUAUUGGGCCAGUCGGAGCACUGUGGACACCUCCCUCACUCAUUUGAAUAAAGUUCAACAUUAUCUAAAUAAGCCAAAUAUGUUUGUUAGAAUACUCUUUAUGGAGUAAUACUCGCCUUUGUGUUUUAGGUGUUAGUUGUUGGGUGAUAUCAUGGAUUAAGAAAUUAUCAAGAGAUCGACUUCUGCGUGUUCGUAUUAAUAAUGUCAUGUCUGACUGCUUGGUUUUAAAUUCUGGGGUACCGCAGGGAUGCGUCCUGUCUCCAAUACUGUUUUAUUCAUACAUCAAUGAACUGCUUUGUGACGAAGAUUAACCUCUCCCUCAUAAAGUAUGCAGAUGAUAUGGCAUUGGUCUCCUGUCAGAAAGAAAUUAAUUGCUCCUCAUAUUUUGAGUAUAUUGACAUAGACAUUGUGCCCAGGUGCCUCUGAAUUCCUAAUCCGGGCCUGGAUGGAAUGGUGUUAAAAUUUCAUAUCACGAUUAUAGUGACCAAAGUUAAUCACGAUUAUCAGUAUUAUCAAGGUAGAUGAAAACAUUAAUGACAAUGUUCAAAAAGAACUGAUAAUCUCACUGAAAACAUUUUAAAAUGUUUUAUAUUU